This is a messenger RNA of Tuber melanosporum (Perigord truffle), 1278 nucleotides long. RefSeq lists its product as uncharacterized. Gene Ontology annotation, cellular component: mitochondrion. The transcript has 6 exons. Lineage: Eukaryota; Fungi; Ascomycota; Pezizomycetes; Pezizales; Tuberaceae. Gene Ontology annotation, biological process: pantothenate biosynthetic process. Gene Ontology annotation, molecular function: magnesium ion binding; 3-methyl-2-oxobutanoate hydroxymethyltransferase activity. The coding region runs from base 247 to 1059 and encodes 270 amino acids. The record is from RefSeq and is a predicted model, not a curated record.
CAACACCGUCCUCACUCCUGAACUGGAAUGAGUCUGCACAGAUCAUCUCUACUUUUUCCUCUUCGUUGGGCAGCUACUGCCACAGUGGGUGCCGGGAGAGCUCCAUUGUGCCGACAAGUGCUGCGACGCCAACGGCUCAUGUACUCUUCCCACUCCCCCAUCUCGCCAAUAGCCGGACCCCCGCGGAAAAAGGUGACAAUAAACACGCUUCGGGGUAUGCACGCUUCCAAAACGGCCAUCGCUAUGAUGACCGCCCAUGAUUUCCCUUCCGGUCUUGUCGCUGAUGAGGGGGGUAUGGAUAUGAUCCUCGUUGGGGACUCGUUGGCUAUGGUGGCUUUGGGAAUGAAGGACACGAACCAAGUUAAACUAGACGAUAUACUGCAUCAUUGCCGCGCUGUCUCGAGGGGUGUUCGGUCCGCUUUCACGAUAGGCGAUCUGCCGAUGGGUUCAUACGAGGUUUCCCCUGAGCACGCCGUUUCCUCUUCUAUCCGGAUGAUCCAAGAUGGCCGGGUGGAGGCCGUCAAACUCGAAGGCGGCAUUGAAUUAGCCCCUACAAUAUCUAGGAUCACCUCUAUUGGCAUCCCGGUCCUUGGUCACAUAGGUCUCACCCCGCAGCGCUCACACUCCCUCGGGGGCUUCCGCGUACAAGGCAGGACUGCUGCUAGCGCUUCGAAGCUUUUCACCGACGCCCUAGCACUCCAGAAUGCCGGCUGCUUUAGUCUGGUGUUGGAAGCGGUCCCCGCCCCCGUAGCCGAGCUGAUCACGGAGAAAUUGAGGAUCCCCACUAUCGGUAUCGGCGCGGGUAAUGGGUGCUCGGGCCAGGUGCUUGUACAGAUUGAUAUGCUGGGUAACUUUCCCGAGGGUAGAUUCAUGCCAAAGUUCGUGAAGCAGUAUGCGAACGUUUUCGAGGAGAGCAAGAAGGCUAUGAAGCAGUAUCGAGAGGACGUCAGGAGUAGGGCAUACCCCGCGAAAGAACAUACAUACCCUAUCUCGCCCGAAGAACUCAAGGAGUUUGAGGAGAUUUUGAAAAAGAGAAGUGCCGAGUUUGAGGAUGAGUGACUUCUUCACCUUAGAACGUAUGAGAGUUUGACAGUACCCCCUCGUUUAUACCUGUAUCAAUUUUUAUAUUUUAUUUUGGACCAAAGGCGUUGUCCGUGUUUAUACCCCGAAGCCUUAAGGUUAAUCUACGGGAGGGUGGGCGUGUUUGAUUUUCUAAUUUUUUCGAGUAAUCAACAUACUGGUAGUUGCACGUUAGAAUGAUAGAAGGAGUACCAAGGG